Paramecium sonneborni is the source of this 657-nucleotide messenger RNA. Lineage: Eukaryota; Ciliophora; Oligohymenophorea; Peniculida; Parameciidae. The record is from the annotation of a GenBank genome assembly.
AUGAAUCAUAAAAUUCCUUUUUAAAUAGCUGGGGAAUGCUUUAAUUCUUAUGCUCAAUUGGAGAAAAAAAUUGAAACGAUAUUAACACGAUAUAAGGACUAAGAAACUAUUAAACAUAAAGAUUUUUCUUUUAUUUUAGAUUUUUUGAAGAGUCACCCUCACAGUUUAUCAUCAGAAGUAGAUAAAGUAGAUAGAAUUAAGUCUAUUAUAAUAAAGCGGAAUUCUAAAGAGAAAAAACUUUCUUUCUAUGUUGUUAAUGAUGAUGGAUAAAUCAUAUAUUUGAAUUAUAGGAAAUAUUUUAAGGAGAUCAAUAGAUUAGAGUAAUAGAGAGUUAAUCACUAAAGUAAGGGGUUUAAAAAUUUACCACAUUAAUUCAUAUUAUACUUUUUUGCUUUUUUAUUUUUGCUUAUAUUUAUAAUCAUACCUAAUUUGAUUAAAAGAUCUAAUCUCUUUUUGGUAAAUAUAAAAUCAUUUUUUUUACAAAGCUUUCUCAAAAUUAAAUAAAAAGAUAUUGAAAUGAAAAGUAAAAUUCCUCAUUUUUAGAGGUUAGGAUAGAAUAUAUUGUUAGCUAAAGAAAGAUAUUUGGAAGAAUAAAAUAUAGAAAGUGAUAAAAUAAAAAAAACAACUAGAGAAAAGCACGGCAAGAAAAUAAAAUGA